AUGACGAGAGUGCAGAGGGAGAUUCGGCGACGAACCACGUCCAUCGCCGAUGCGAACCGCAUCCAAGAAAUCACGACCUCGACUCCUCAGCGCAGCCUAAAGCGUCUGCGAACCUCUGCAUCGCCUAUAUCUAUCGCUUCGACUCCUCCUCGACGAGCGCCUCGUAGAGUCAAGAGUGAGCGUGACAAGCUCUUCGAUGCCAUCGAGGCUGGAGCCGACUAUCCCCUCAAACCCGUGCCCAUCAAGAGUGCAGAUGACUUGAACGAUGUUCAGCUGAAGAAGUGCUAUGAGAUUCUGCAUGCGUGCGGCAGUGCGACGGAUCCAAACGCUAGCUUGACCAAGACGAGACAGAGCAUCGAUGGCUUUUUGGAUGCCGUCUUUAACGACUGGUCGAGUUGCAAGGCUGGGGCUUUGUUGCGCUCGGAGCUGGAUUUUUUGGUGGAUGCAGAGGUUGUGGCAGGAAGAUUGUGUGGGAAGCCUCAAGAGCAUGCAAAGCUGACCGACUGCGCCGUUGGUUCCCUCUGUGCAGCGAAUGUUUCCGCCGUGGCCACAUACUGCAACAACCCGCCCAUGUUCAAACUCGAGUUUUCAAUCAUCGACGAGCUAUCAGGCCAGCCCGAGGCAUUUUGUCCCAUCUCCCGCAAGGACAUCAGAUGGGUAGAAGACGACUGGGUCCAAGAGCUGCGACAGAGUCUCCGUACAAAGGUGAUUGCCAAAAUCCACAAAUACAACAAGCAUCUUGCUAUAUGGCAAGCUCGCAGGCUCAUCGUGGAAUGGGCCAAGGGAAGCUUGUCGCUGGGGGAGGACGUGAGUAAGAUGGGCUUCCUGGAGCGGGAGACGGCGGAUGUGGCGACUGUUGGGCUUGGGGGAACUAUCGAGAAUAAGUAG
Trichoderma harzianum CBS 226.95 is the source of this 888-nucleotide messenger RNA. RefSeq lists its product as hypothetical. The coding region runs from base 1 to 888 and encodes 295 amino acids. Lineage: Eukaryota; Fungi; Ascomycota; Sordariomycetes; Hypocreales; Hypocreaceae. The transcript is spliced from 2 exons. The record is from RefSeq and is a predicted model, not a curated record.